ACUAUUUGGUUGCCACAGCUUCAGUCCCACCUUCAAAGUCUGUAGGCAUGAAUAUGAUAUCAACAGACCCUCUUGUGAUUGGGAGGGUGAUCGGAGAUGUUGUGGAUCUUUUCUCUCCAACUGUGAAAAUCACUGUCUCCUACAACAACAAUAAGCAGGUCUAUAACGGUCAUGAGUUUUUCCCUUCCUCAGUAGCCAACAAGCCUAAGGUUCAGAUUCGUGGAGGCGACAUGAGAUCCUUCUUCACUCUUCUCAUGACAGAUCCAGACGUUCCUGGCCCUAGUGAUCCAUAUCUCAGGGAACAUUUACACUGGAUAGUCACGGACAUCCCUGGCACAACGGACACCACAUUUGGAAAUGAGGUGGUGAGCUAUGAAAUUCCAAGGCCAAACAUAGGCAUCCAUAGGUUUGUGUUCCUCCUUUUCAAGCAGAAGUGCAGGCAGGCAGUGAUGAAAAUACCAAGUUCUAGGGACCUCUUCAAGACGAGAAGCUUUGCAGAGGAGAAUGACCUUGGGCUUCCUGUGGCUGCUGUGUUUUUCAAUGCUCAAAGGGAAACGGCUGCCAGAAGACGUUGAGUAAUAAACCAAAUGUGCUUAUCACUAGCUAGUAAAGCCUAUAUACCUGUCCACUGUAGUAGUGUCCACCAAAUAAGUCUAGGUUUCUAAGGGUGUGUUUCUCUAGUUAAAUUCGAACUUGCAUGCUGAAACUCUCGUAGCAUCAACUCUAACAUUCUUAUUUCUAGUUUGGUGUGGUUCAGUUUGUAACGAUUUAAGUUUCUAUUUCAC
This is a messenger RNA of Vigna radiata var. radiata (mung bean), 785 nucleotides long. Its product is annotated as CEN-like protein 2. NCBI's taxonomy places the organism in Eukaryota, Viridiplantae, Streptophyta, Magnoliopsida, Fabales, Fabaceae. Gene Ontology annotation, biological process: vegetative to reproductive phase transition of meristem; negative regulation of flower development. The coding region runs from base 48 to 575 and encodes 175 amino acids. Gene Ontology annotation, cellular component: cytoplasm; nucleus. The record is from RefSeq and is a predicted model, not a curated record. The transcript has 4 exons.